UCUGAAUUUACACCCUGUUUUGCUUGCAAACUGGAAUCUUAUUUGCCCGCAAGCAGCGCCCCUAAGCCUAUACAUACACGUAGCGCGCAUUCCUCUCCCUCUCAGCUUGAAACCACCAUCACGAUCACCACCUAGCACGAAGCACUGCAAAGUCCAGCUUGCUUCAGUUCAUCGGCAUGGCGUACCGAGUGCUGGAGGUCACGCUCCUGUCAGCCAAGGACCUGAAGAGCGUGAACCUCAUCACGCGCAUGGAGGUGUACGCGGUUGCGACCAUCUCCGGCGACCCCAUCACGCGCCAGUGCACCCCGCCGGACCCCCACGGCGGCCGCAACCCGACCUGGAACGCCACGCUCCAGUUCGCCGUGCCGCCCACCGCCGAGGAGGCCACGGGCGGCUGCCUCCACAUCCUCCUCCGCGUCGAGCGUAUCUUCGGCGGCGACCGCGACGUCGGCGAGGUCAUCGUGCCCCUCUCGGAGAUCCUCUCCGGCGUCGGGCACGGCGCCGACUACGGGGCCCACAGCAUGCCCCAGUUCGCGUCCUACCAGAUCCGCAAGGUGCACCGCACCGAGGUGCGCGGCUUGCUCUACCUCACGUAUCGUCUCGGCCCCAUCGUCCUGCCGGAGCCCCAUCUGGAGAUACCCGUCGACGAGUGGCCGGUCGUGGCGUACCCGGUGAAGCAGGUGAUGCCGCCGCCGCCGCCUCCACCGCAGGCUGCCUGGCCCGGGUAUGUGGCCGCGGCACCGCCGGCGAAACCACCUGCCGGCUACGUGGCUGUGCCGCCUGCAAAAUCAGCCGGCUACUUGGAUGUGCCGUUUUCGCCUGAGAGAGCACCCGGGCAUACGGCCUGGCCUGCGCCUCCGAAACCACCGGUGCCAUCGCCGGCAAAGCAAGAAGGGCAUGCCGCCGUGCCGCCGUCUCCCAAACCUUCCUGGUACGGGACCGCGCCAUCGCCGGCAAAGCAAGAAGGGCAUGCCGCCGUGCCGCCGUCUCCCAAACCUUCUGGGUACGGGACCGCGCCAUCGCCUGCAAAGCAAGAAGGUCAUGUCGCCGUGCCGCCGUCUCCGAAUCCUUAUGGGUACGGGACCGCGCCAUCGCCUGCAAAGCAAGAAGGGCAUGACGCGGUGCCGCCGUCUCCGAAACCUUCUUGGUACGGGACCGCGCCGUCGCCUGCAAAGCAAGGAGGACAUGUCGCCGUGCCGCCGUCUGCUGAACCAUCCGGUCGGGUGGUGUCCAUGCCGCCUUCUCCCAAACCAGUCGGACGUGUGGUGUCUAUGCCACCGUCUACUCCGAAACCAUCCGGUCAGGUGGUGACCAUGCCGCCUUCUCCAAAGCCAGCGGAACGUGCGGUGUCCAUGCCACCGUCUCAGAAACCGGUCGAACGUGCGGUGUCCAUGCCGCCGUCUCAGAAACUGGCCGGGCCUGCGGUGUCCAUGCCGCCGUCUCCGAAACCGGUCGACCGUGUGGUGUCCAUGCCGCCGUCUCAGAAACUGGCCGGGCAUGUGGUGUCCAUGCCGCCAGCUCCGAAGCCACUUGAACGUGUGGUGUCCAUGCCGCCGUCUCAGAAACCGGCGGGGCAUGUGGUGUCUAUGCCGCCGCCGCCUCCGAAACCAGUUGAACGUGUGGUGUCCAUGCCACCGUCUCAGAAACCGGCCGGAAAUGUGGUGUCCAUGCCGCCGCCGCCGCCGAAACCAGUCGAACGUGCGGUGUCCAUGCCGCCGUCUCAGAAACCAGUCGGGCGUGUGGCGUCCACGCCGCCGUCUCCAAAGCCAACCGAGCAGCACGUGCCCUUGCCGCCGUCUACAAAACCAGCGGCACAAGUGGCCCCGCCACCGUCUCCCAAACCUUCUGGGUACGAGGCCGUGCCUUCUCCGAAACCAGCUGCACAUGUGGCAGUGCCGCCGUCCCCAAAACCAUCGGGUCAUUACACCGUGCCGCCGUCUCCGACACCGGCCGGACAUGUCGCCAUGCCGUCGCCGUCUCCGAAACCAUCCGUUCAUGCUGUGCCGCCAUCUCCAAAACCAGUCACGAAUGUGGCUGUGCCGCCGUCUCCAAAGCCAUCCGGCGGGCAUGUGUCCAUGCCGCCGUCUCCGGCACCAUACGGCCAGGUGGUGUCCAUGCCGCCGUCUCCAGCACCAUACGGCCAGGUGGUCUCCAUGCCGCCUGCUCCAAAACCAGCCGCCCCUGUGGUUGUGUCGCCGCCUCCAAAACCAGCCAACUUGCCGGCAGAUCACAACCCCAGCAUGGAGUUCGGGUGGGGGCUGGGCGCCGGCCUGGUCAGCGGCGCAAUCAGCGGGAUGCUGGCCGGCGGCAACAAAGGAGAACCGACGGCGUAUGCACCACAAGUCGCACCACUCGCCCGCAGUCGUCAAGUGUCUGUGUCUAAGACGUACGGCAGAGAUGUUUACACGCACUAGUAGCUAAAGAUCCCAAUUUAUAGCUUGAUAAUAUACGAGUGUAUAAACACUUGUAUUGGCAUGACUGGGUUUGUAGCUAGUUAUGCUAUAAAUUAAGACAUGGGUACGAGUAUGUAUACUUUGUAAUUUGGAAUAAUUAAGCUUUUAUGCUCCUUAUUAAGUUGCA
Molecule: messenger RNA, 2580 nt
Organism: Triticum aestivum (bread wheat)
Lineage: Eukaryota; Viridiplantae; Streptophyta; Magnoliopsida; Poales; Poaceae
Product: basic proline-rich protein
Exons: 1
Coding region: 177-2414 (745 amino acids)
Biological process (GO): defense response
Source: RefSeq, a predicted model, not a curated record